Messenger RNA from Motacilla alba alba, 596 nucleotides. RefSeq names its product small nuclear ribonucleoprotein U4/U6.U5 subunit 27 (gene SNRNP27). The annotation marks the transcript as partial. NCBI's taxonomy places the organism in Eukaryota, Metazoa, Chordata, Aves, Passeriformes, Motacillidae. Gene Ontology annotation, biological process: RNA splicing. The record is from RefSeq and is a predicted model, not a curated record. The transcript is spliced from 7 exons. Gene Ontology annotation, cellular component: precatalytic spliceosome.
UCCCCUCGCUCUCCGGCCUGGGCGGGCUCUCGGGGCGAGCGGCGGCACCGGGCCGCCCGGUUCUCCUGCCCGGUUCUCCUGCCCGGUGCCCUCGGGCCGGCGGCGCCGUGGGAGCAGCAGCGCGGGGCUGAGGGGCGGCCAUGGGCCGCAGCCGCUCCCGGUCACCGCCGCGGCGGGAGCGCCGGCGCUCGCGUUCCACGUCCCGGGACAGGGACAGGCGGCGGCGGGAGCGAUCGCGGUCCCGGGACAGGGACAGGAGGAGGAGCCGGUCCCGCUCCCCACACCGGAGACGGUCCAGGUCCCCGCGCCGGCACCGCUCCAGCUCCUCGUCCCCAGCGCGGCCCAAGGAGCGCCGGGAUGAGGAGAAGAAGGAGCUCAAGGACUCCAAGAAGGAGCGGCAGAUCACAGAGGAGGAUUUGCAGGGCAAGACAGAGGAGGAGAUCGAGAUGAUGAAGAUGAUGGGUUUUGCCUCCUUUGAUACCACCAAGGGGAAGAAGGUGGAUGGUGCUGCCAAUGCCUACGCCAUCAACGUGUCCCAGAAGAGGAAGUACAGGCAAUACAUGAACAGAAAAGGAGGAUUCAACAGGCCCCUGGAU